GAUGCCCAUCUCCCCUGUGACAGUAGCUCUCUUCAAUAAACUUUCAAAGGAUUCCAACCAGGCUGCUGCUCCUCCUCCUCCCCGGAGUAUACCAAAGUUGAAAUGUUCUAAGCAGAUUAAUUACGAUCAGUUGGAUGCAUUAUGCCGCAUUAAAGGACUACGAGCCAUAAAGAAUGUGUACUCCACCAAAGAGGCUCACCAAAACUUUAUGGAACUUUAUCCUAAAAUAUUCUACAAGGAAAAAGUGGUGCUGCCCAAAAUUUUUGUAUCGGAAGCAAAAAGGCCAAGUAGUGAAGACGCAAUACUUCAAAAUAAGGUCACACCCCUCGAAGAUGUUCAUGAUAUAGCUGUUCAUCUUCAGAAAAUUCAUGGUCUCAAAAUUGGAUGUGUGGCUCUGACUUUUAAGGACAAGAUGGAGAAAUUAAUAACUAUCUUGAAGAAACUGCAAGCCAAUGAAUCUGAGGAGAGGAGGGGGAAAAAGAAGGAAAGUAAACUUGAAUAAUGCCACCCCUAAUAAAAAUAAGGCAG
Molecule: messenger RNA, 528 nt
Organism: Tachyglossus aculeatus (Australian echidna)
Lineage: Eukaryota; Metazoa; Chordata; Mammalia; Monotremata; Tachyglossidae
Product: cyclic nucleotide-binding domain-containing protein 1-like
Exons: 5
Coding region: 2-502 (166 amino acids)
Source: RefSeq, a predicted model, not a curated record